Tremella mesenterica DSM 1558 is the source of this 1626-nucleotide messenger RNA. RefSeq lists its product as uncharacterized. The record is from RefSeq and is a predicted model, not a curated record. The transcript is spliced from 7 exons. Gene Ontology annotation, cellular component: ESCRT III complex; multivesicular body. Gene Ontology annotation, biological process: vesicle budding from membrane; late endosome to vacuole transport via multivesicular body sorting pathway. Lineage: Eukaryota; Fungi; Basidiomycota; Tremellomycetes; Tremellales; Tremellaceae. Bases 1 to 1626 code for a protein of 541 amino acids.
AUGUCCUUGCCACCAUUCUUGAUAUACCCAGCAUCACAGUCUACUCCAUCCUCCUUGGUGUCGUCAUCAGCAGAAGAUAAAACACCUGAUAUCCCGUCAAAAGCCCCAACGGUCAAAUCAACACCACCAUCACAAGAUCGUCUUUUCGCUUUAUACUCGUUCACCUCUUCUCAACGCACCACGAACCCCACAGGUUAUUCCGUAAAUUUAUCAUGGUGGUCUAAAACCCUAGAAGAUGUUCUGAGUGGGGGUUGGAUGGUAGAUAGGUUAAUAUUGAGAGUAGGGGAUGGUUUAAUAAGUCGUUUAGAAUGGGAAGGUAGGAGGGUUAAGGGUUUAGGAGGUGUUAUCGAACAUCUUUCACAUACUUCCCCUCCAACUCUUCAUUCAUUAAAUCAUUUCUUAUCCUCCCAAGCCCCGUUAUUACAACCACCCUCUUUGAGUAGAAGAUUUAUCGGUACACCUUUAUGGUGGAUUUUAAAUCAAUUAAAUCCUUUCAAUUCUGGUGAAAUGGAAUCAGAGGGUAGUUUGUGGAAGAGAUAUAAAGGAGAUUAUGUUCAUUUGGGGUUAUUACAACAAGUAACAUCAGCCUUCAUCUCUUACAUCCGUUCACAUCCUCCAACAACAUACACUGAAUCUCUCCAUUCUACAAAAUCGUUCAUCGUCACCUUCUCCGUCAUAUGUAUACCAAAAACAUGGAAGAAGAUACCCGAUGGUGAGGCAGAAGAUAAAUUGAGUGAUCAAGAUAUGAAAGUUUUGUUAAAGUGGUUGGAGAGGGAUUGUGGGGUGUUGGUAACGGAUGGCGAGGUCAUCAAAAUCCUCUCGGAAAGCCAAACGGGAGAAUCAAUCACCGAGGCUGAUCGAGGAACUUUGCAAGUUUUGACCACGUUGAGAAAGGUGGACGAACAGGUGGAGAAGCUGGAGGAGGAGAUACAAUUAUGCCAAGAAAAGGCAAAGAAACACCUUUCCUCUGGACAAAGGACAUUAGCUAUAUCUCGGUUAAGAAGCAAAAAAGCUCUCGAGGAUGUCCUGGAGAAAAGACUAGGCGCAGGAGAACAACUCAGAGCUGUGGUGAGGAGUGUUGAUCAAGCUCAGACGGAUGUAGAGGUCAUGGCAGCUUAUCAAACCUCCACUUCCACCUUACGUCAACUUCUUUCACACCCUUCCCUCUCACUUGACAAAGUGGAGGAAACCACAGAAGCUCUCGCUUCCGCUCUGGCAGAUCAGAGAGAGGUAGACGAUGCCAUGGCUAUCGGCGAAAAGAUCUUGGUACAGAAUGCGGUGGACGAGGAUGAUUUGGAGAAGGAAUUGGAAGCAAUGGUCAAAGACGCGGAGGAGGUGCAGAAGAAAGAGAAGGAAAUGGCAGAGGCAUCACUCGCUCGAGCUGCUGAGCGAGCUCCAGUUCACAAUGUACCCCAACGGGAGAAGGUUGAUACGAUUGCGACCUCUCGGUUGGCCCGUAGUAUCAUCUCUGACGAGGGAGCUGGGAAACGAGUCGAGACCCCGCUGGCUAUGGACGACGAGCUUUCCCCCUGGGAGGAACGAUAUCUUGCUGCUCGGGAAAGAGAGGUAGGGGAGAAGAUGAGAGCAGAGAAGGAAAGGUUAGAGAGACAGAUGGUAGUUGAAUGA